GACAAAAUCGGUAAGUCCAUAGUCAGUCCUAGAUAUUUUAUAAAUGAUUCUAAUGUUUCUAUCGAUUGUCAGGUAACCUUUUACAGUGGGUGAAUUCGACAGUAGAGCCUGAUUGAUGCAGACACUGUGUAUGAGAUAUAAAUUAGCGUUUUUGUUUGAACUUGGUUGAGAAAAUUUGAUAAAAACAUCCCCAGUGGCAGUGAUUAUGAUAAUUGUUGGUAUUAUUCAAGCUGACAUCAUGGGCGGUGACAAAGCAGGGAAUAAAAGAAGACAUACGCGUGAUAGUUCUUCAUCAUCAGAUAGCAGUGACUCCACAAGUAGUUCAUCUGAUUCAGAUUCAUCAAGAGAAAGAAGAAGAAAGUCUCACAAACGUACCAGGAGUUCAAGUUCAAGUUCAGAUUCAUCACCUGACAGAAAGAAAAAAUCUCACAGACGGUCAUCUCACAGUUCUAAAUCAGACUACCAGCCUUCAAAGAAUAAAAUGCACAAGAGGAGCAGAUCGUCUAGUUCUAGCUCAUCAGAGGAAGAGAAGAGAAGAAAGAAGAAACAUGAUCGCAAACAUAAGAAAAAAUCAAAGAAACACCAUAAACAUUCCAAAGACGACAGUGGCCCUGUACAAUUGUCUAAGUUCAUGAAAGGAUCACACAGUAAAGACGAUAAAAACAGGAGCGCCAUUUCUGGUAAAAAAAUCAAGAUGAAGGUCAAGAAAUCAAAGAAAGACAUUGCUAUGGCCAAGAAUCGUGCUCAGAAAUUGGACUUUCUCAAUGCAGUGUUGUAGCGGUUUAAGAGACUGAACUACUCUAUCCAUGGCAUUUAUUGAGCAUUGGUGCAUUAACAUAAUAUACUUGUUGUUCUUAUGAAAUAGAUACAUGGAAUAUAUUAAAAUGGUUUUAGACAUGUUAAAAAAAAACUUUCGGAUUUGUUGUUGGAUUCUAUGUGAACAAUGCUUGUUACGUCAUAUGGUUCACAAGCGGAGACUAUAAACAUGUAUAUUGAUAUACAUCGUACCUCAUAUUUACGUUUAAGUAACAUGAUGAUAACAUUUAGUAUGGUUUAAUAUCCUAAACGAAAUGUCCCAUACUUUAUUCGUGUAGUGGGAAAUAGUACUUCAUUAAGUCAACAUGCAGUCAGUAAUAUCACUUGAGUAUAUGAAAAAAAAUUGUUGGAAGAUAUUUUAAAGUUUAGACUAUAUAAACAAGAAAUGUGAUGAGGAAAUCCCAGCAAGCUUUUGCACACAACAAGGGGACAUUAUAAGAGCCAAUUAUAAUAAAAGUGACUAGAGCAUCUUUGGAAAAAUAUCAUGAUAUUUUACAUGUAGAACAUUAUUAUUUCUCUAAAUAUGGUUUCGAGUUUAAAUGCCAAUAGUUUCAAAAGUUCUGGUAUUUUCCAGUGAUAGGUUGAAACAUGUCUUUUAAACAAACCCAUAAUCAUAACUUGAAAUUGAAGAAAGGACAGCUAACUUUGAACAAAAGAAAAAGAUAAACGGCGAACUGUGGAAAGUACAAGAUAUAUACGACCAAGGAAUCCAAAAUUGGUCAUUUUACCUCCCCAGAUCAAUUAAUCUCGUUGUAACCCUCUCCCCUACCAUCACCACAGCCACCACAUUAAAAUGGUGUUUUGCAUAGAUUUUAUGAUGGAAUGCCUGACUUUUAUCGAAAAACUUCAAUUAAUGAAGUUAAAUUAAAUUAUCUUUAAACUUUUCCAGACAUUGUACUUGCAUGUAAUUAUGUGUUAGUUUUGUGUUUCUAAUGUACUGUGGUCAAUGAAAGAAAACUACUCCGAGGUAAAACAACCAUUUCAUGAUCCGUCAGGGUAUCUGGGUGUCUAUGUAUACAUAAUUGCUUCCGUUUCACUGUUAACCUAUUUGAACAUAUUAAUCAGAAAUAUGCGAACACAUAAGCCGAUAAUACUAAACAAUCCAGUCGUUAAUUCCUUUUCAUGUCGCAUAAAGUAACCAUAAAUGAGUUUGUAAACAGAUAGCAUUGUUGUAUAAUAAUCUAUUGUAACGUUCCCCUCAUAUCAAAAUUGAUUCCAAAGUGUUGAUAAUCCUAUCCAGCGAUCUCUGCGGUAGAGUAAUACUCUCAUAGGUAUACUGAAAUAGCAAAACAGUAUGUAAUGUAUUCUUGAAUAUGACAGUUUCAGUGCAUUUUCAUAACUGAAAUCAAUCUGUAUUUUGUGUCCUCCAUCGCCUCCUAGGUAUCAACCCUUCACAUCGCUGACGAGUCCUACAAUAAUCAAACAUCGGUAUGAUGCAUUUCACUUUUUGGCUCUCCUGUGUGUUACUCUCAAUUUUGUAUGGAAUGGUGCUAAUAUCUUAUCAUCUUUUUGUACAGGUGAUCAUAUUUUAAAGUAUAAAUACGACAAUAGUGUUUUAUAUCCAUGUACGUACUAUACGUAAAAGGUAUGAAAAAUAAGUAUGUGAUAUUUUACACUUAAUUAUGAACGCAUUUAAUUAUUGCGUUUUUAUAUCCUUGUAAAUUUGUAUUAGGUGUUCAUGUUCAAACCCAAGUCAUGAAGUUAUAUAUUAUAUACCCAAACAGGAAUACCCAUGUUUGGAUAGGAACACCAAGCAGUGUUUCGUACCCAGGUAUGAACACCUGUAUAGUGACACAGGUUGGAUUUAGAUUCUUUUAACGGGGUGGUGUUGAUAAGACCACUGGCUACUAGUCAACAAAGCGCCAGCUAUUAUCAGUGUCCAGUCUACACCUGGCCCUUAUGUAACAUUCGGACACUGUUGGCCAAUACUGCGUAGAUCAGGUCGACCCAGUGACUGCCUUGACCUGAGUAGGUUACCGGGUGACGUACAGGAUAAAGAACAGACGCUACCCGGUUGAUAUUGGCCCUAUAACGCAUUCUCCAUGAAAAUACACACAUUUGGAAGUUUGAUAGAUGUUAGAUUAUGUUGAUUAAAGAAGAUAUUAUAAUCAAAUGAGAAACUAAAAUCAAAAUAUAAAACACAUACAUAUAUAGAUAAUAGAAACCAAGAUGACGUAUCCAAUAAAAAAUACAGGUAAACGACAGGACUCGUCUAUUUGAUUCUGAUAUCAGAAAUAAAAUACAGAACUCUUUGAUAACAAAUAAAAUUCAUUAAGAUGUAUGCCGUGUUACCAAGAACAUCUAAACAAAGAAAUGCCAGCUUCAUCAUCACAUUUAAAUGUCAUUAAGAUUCCCGGUGUUGUACGAUUUAUGAUUAAUAUUAUAAGUAAUCGUUAAACUGAGAAUAUCAUAUGAGUAAAAAGAGUAAAAGUCCACGGCUUGAUUGCUUUUCCUAGGAUGUCAAGAAUUUGGUAUUAAAAUUUCCAUUGGUAAUCCCUUUCAUCCAAGAUUACAAAUAAUGAUGUCAUGAUAGCUAGCAAUGAAGAUAAUAUUUAAAACUAAUGGAAAUCUAGCCAUUAUUGAUUUUAAAGAGACACUUUCAUAAAACUAGGUAGGGAGGUUACCAUUGUUUUGCAUUAGGGAUUGCCGUAAUUUUUUCUUGAUUUUUGAAUUGCUUACGUGGGAAAUAGGGAUACUAUUUAAUACCGAUUCCAAAAACCGCAAAACAAAGGAAGUAUUGUAUUAACAUCAGUGUUUCGGAACAAUGAAAUAUACAUAUACAGUCAAACUUCGCGAUCUCAGACUAUGAUAAUUCGAAGAUAAUAAGUCCAAGUUAAAAUGCGACAGUAACAUUCUAUAUAACUCUAUAUAUAUAUGUUAUAUAUGUUACCUUGUUACCUCGAAUUUUUGGGAUAUCGAGGUUUUUCAUGCCAGCACUGGCUUCGAGAUAACGAGGUUUGUAUAAAGAUAAUAUAGCACGGUACAAAACUAUCUGUUAAACAGAUUGGAUACCAAUUAAAACCAGGGAGCUAAUUGGUGUCAACAAUUAUUGCCGUGUUGAAAUACUAUAUAUGGUGUUAUAAAAGCAGACUACAUGAUUACUAAUGAAUUGCAUGUACAUUCUGCGAUCAUUCUUUGUUUGCUUUGUUUUCAUAUACCGAGUCACACCCCGGAAUUACCAUCAUUUCCACAUUGUUGUGGAUAUAUUUAUUGACGCAAAUCUUACUGUUACACAUUUCCGUAAUGUACACGAGAUGUUGGACAUUGUCCAUCAGUGUGUGGUCGAUAUUAUGUCCUUUGUGUUAUAAAACCGUGGUCAGCAGCUUAACGACACGUCAGCAAUAUAUGUGAAUUGAUGAUUGCUAAAAAUAAAGUCUCCAUGCAUAGCCA
Molecule: messenger RNA, 4206 nt
Organism: Pecten maximus
Lineage: Eukaryota; Metazoa; Mollusca; Bivalvia; Pectinida; Pectinidae
Product: protein FAM133A-like
Exons: 10
Coding region: 206-778 (190 amino acids)
Source: RefSeq, a predicted model, not a curated record